Haliaeetus leucocephalus (bald eagle) is the source of this 2459-nucleotide messenger RNA. RefSeq names its product ubiquitin specific peptidase 13 (isopeptidase T-3) (gene USP13). The record is from RefSeq and is a predicted model, not a curated record. Gene Ontology annotation, molecular function: protein binding; cysteine-type deubiquitinase activity; zinc ion binding. Bases 1 to 2403 code for a protein of 800 amino acids. NCBI's taxonomy places the organism in Eukaryota, Metazoa, Chordata, Aves, Accipitriformes, Accipitridae. The transcript is spliced from 20 exons. Gene Ontology annotation, biological process: protein deubiquitination.
AUGAACACGUUUCUGGGAUUUGGAAGGGAACACAUUGAAAGGCAUUACCGGAAAACAGGACAGUGUGUGUAUUUGCAUCUGAAACGACGUGUGAUAGAGGUACCAGGGGCAUCUGGUGGAGCUUUACCAAAAAGGAGGAAUGCUAAGCUAUUUUUAGAUCUAGAGACAAACAGUGAUCUCAACAAUGAUGACUUUGAAUAUGAAGAUGAAGCAAAACUCGUUAUAUUUCCUGAUCACUAUGAAAUCUUAUUACCCAAUAUAGAAGAGUUACCAGCACUGGUGACAAUAGCUUGUGAUGCUCUCCUCAGUGCAAAAUCACCCUACAGGAAGCAGGACCCUGACUCCUGGGAAGAAGAGCUGCAGGCAUCUAAACAUGCCAAAACACUUGUACAGUUAGACAAUGGUGUUAGAAUUCCCCCCAGCGGUUGGAAAUGCUCAAAAUGUGACCUGCGGGAGAAUCUGUGGCUAAACCUGACAGAUGGUUCUGUGCUAUGUGGAAAGUGGUUCUUUGAUGGCAGUGGGGGGAACGGGCAUGCAAUGGAGCACUACAAGGAGACGGGUUAUCCUCUGGCAGUGAAGUUGGGAACCAUCACUCCUGAUGGAGCAGAUGUCUAUUCCUUUGAUGAAGAGGAGCCGGUUUUAGAUCCGCAUAUAGCAAAACAUUUGGCACACUUUGGAAUUGAUAUGCUGCAGAUGCAAGUGACAGAGAAUGGACUAAGAGAUAAUGAUAUAAAACCAAGAGUCUCUGAAUGGGAAGUGAUUCAGGAAGCUGGGGUGAAACUCAAGCCCAUGUAUGGCCCAGGAUACACCGGCAUGAAGAACUUGGGAAAUAGCUGCUACCUCAAUGCUGUCAUGCAAGCCAUUUUCAGCAUCCCAGAGUUCCAGCGAGCGUAUGUGGGAAACCUUCCACGAAUAUUUGACUACUCUCCUCUUGAUCCAACACAAGAUUUCAACACUCAGAUGGCUAAAUUGGGACACGGCCUCCUUUCAGGCCAGUACUCUAAGCCACCCAUGAAAUCUGAGCUUAUUGAGCAGGUGAUGAAAGAAGAACACAAGCCUCAACACAAUGGAAUAUCUCCACGAAUGUUUAAGGCUUUUAUAAGUAAAGGCCACCCAGAAUUUUCCUCUAAUAGACAACAAGACGCACAGGAAUUUUUCCUACAUCUUAUAAAUCUCGUAGAGAGAAACCCUGUAGGUUCAGAAAAUCCUAGUGAUGUUUUCCGGUUCCUGGUGGAAGAACGCACACAAUGCUGCCAGUCCAGAAAGGUCCGCUACACAGAGAGGGUGGACUAUAUCAUGCAGUUACCUGUUGCCAUGGAGGCAGCGACAAACAAAGAUGAAUUAAUUGCCUAUGAAUUGAAGAGGAGAGAAGCAGAAGCUGCAAGGAGACCUCCACCAGAGCUUGUCCGUGCCAAGAUACCAUUUAGCGCGUGUCUGCAGGCCUUUUCUGAACCAAACAACGUAGAGGAUUUCUGGAGCAGUGCCCUUCAAGCAAAAUCUGCAGGAGUUAAGACUUCUCGUUUUGCUUCGUUUCCUGAGUAUUUAGUGGUGCAGAUAAAGAAAUUCACCUUUGGCCUUGAUUGGAUACCCAAAAAGCUUGAUGUUUCUGUAGACAUGCCAGACUUCCUAGAUAUCAGCCACCUUCGGGCCAGGGGUAUCCAGCCAGGAGAAGAGGAACUUCCAGACAUUGCUCCUCCCAUUAUCAUUCCUGAUGACCCAAAAGAUCGUAUGACAAACCAUUUCGUGGAGUCUCUAGAUAUUGAUGAGUCUUCAGUUAUGCAACUGGCCGAGAUGGGUUUUCCUUUGGAAGCGUGUCGGAAAGCUGUGUACUACACAGGCAACCUGGGUGCUGAAGUCGCUUUCAACUGGAUCAUUGCACACAUGGAAGAACCAGACUUUGCUGAGCCAUUGGUCAUACCUGCAUUUGGAGAAGUUGCUUCCAGUGGAGCAGCUGUGUUUGGAGCUGUUGGGCUAGAUAACCAACCUCCCGAAGAGAUGGUUGCAAUUAUCAUUUCCAUGGGCUUCCAAAGGAAUCUAGCAAUUCAAGCACUGAAGGCAACAAACAAUAAUUUGGAGCGUGCACUGGAAUGGAUCUUCAGUCACCCUGAACUCGAGGAAGAAACUGAGCCUGCUUUGGACAUGAUGGAUAUGGAGAACAAUGCUAAUGCCAAUAUCCUUGCAGAGACAGGAUCGGAGGGACCCAGGAUCAAAGAUGGGUCUGGAAGAUAUGAGCUGUUUGGGUUCAUCAGCCACAUGGGAACAUCCACAAUGAGUGGCCACUAUGUUUGUCAUCUCAAAAAAGAAGGAAGAUGGGUGAUCUACAAUGACCUUAGAGUCUGUGCCUCAGAACGACCUCCCAAAGACCUGGGCUACAUUUAUUUUUACCACAGGAUACCAAGUUAGGCCUCAAAUCUAUUACCUGGCCUUAAGAAGCCAUAAGCCUUUUUAACCUGCCCAAA